AUGGAUGUAACCUUGCUAGAUGUCGGGAAGUAUUUAUGCGUCAAUCUAAGUAGGGGCUCUUUUGUGAUGGAGCAAGGUGACCUUCAUGUUGGAUGGGAAUUGGUUAGCCAGAGAUUAAAGGAUUUUCGAAAAUGCAUUGUGCUCCCAAUUGGUAGCAUAUCUACGGGACUUUGCCGACACCGUGCUAUUUUCUUCGAGGUGUCUUCUCUUGGCAUUUUUGAAAGAAUUGUUUGGAUUCCACAAGAUCUCGACCGUUUUAAGGGUCAUAACAUGUACGUAAAAUAUGUCACUGAAAUAGUAGAGACAGGGUUAUCAUCUGAACAUGAUGGAGUCUUCAAGCUCAUAUCUUUUGAUUCGGAAGCUAAUAAUUGCACAUGGGGACUAGAAAAUGUAAGGGUAAUUAGAGAAAAGGCCAGGAAAGGAAGGCCACUUGGCAAAAACAGAGAGAGUGGCGAAUGA
Messenger RNA from Fraxinus pennsylvanica, 459 nucleotides. NCBI's taxonomy places the organism in Eukaryota, Viridiplantae, Streptophyta, Magnoliopsida, Lamiales, Oleaceae. The record is from the annotation of a GenBank genome assembly.